AUGAGAGUAAACUUAGCUGCCCAAGUAUUAAGUGCUUCUGUUGCAGCAGUACUCAAAGAGUUUGGGCCUCCAGAAGCAGCAGGGACUGCUAAAUUUGCACUAAUGAUGGACAAGUUUUUUGACUGCCUUAAUGUAAGAAGUGACAGUGAGCACAAAAUUAAACGAAAGCCUUACCUUGCUCCUUACACGUCACUGGUUGAUGAAAGAUUUUCGUGGUUAGAAAAUGAGUUUCUUUCAUACUUUAAAGCAUGGAAGAAAAGUACAACUGAUCGUGUUGGCAAUUUCACUCCAAAUGCAAGGAGCAAGAUGUUUAUCUCUUGGCAGACCUAUGAAGGUUUACACUUUGGCUUCAAUUGAGGUAACCAAAUUCUUGCUAACUGAAGGCCUUGAUUUUGUGCUAACCGAAAGAUUCUGCCAGGAUCCUGUGGAGGAAUACUUUGGAAAUCAGCGAAAAUUGGGCCGUCAAUCGGACAACCCAGAUAUGUUUAGCUUUGGAUACAACACAAACACUCUGCGAAUCCAAAGAGAGGUUUCCCUGACCAGUGGCAACAUGAGAGGGCGAAAGGACAAAAGAAAGUCUUGGGAAAACGUUUCAGAAGAUGUUGUGCCCAAACGAAAGGUACUGCGUACUAAAAAUACUAAAUAAAAACACAGACUAGUUGAAGGCUGGUUACAUUGUACAACGUAUCAUGUUCAUAUUUAAUUUUGAUGUGUAUUACAUUUAAUACAAUGUUAUGCAAUAUGAAGGGUGAAAUAUAAAAAUAUAUUUGUUGCUUAAUCUCAUUGAUUAUGCUCUUGUACUGUAUAAUGUAAUACAGGCAUUUUGACUUCGGCUGGCAAAAAUGUAUCUUUUUGUGAAAUUAUGAGAAAAAUAAUAUAUUUUGCCAAAGUUUAAAUUCGGCGAUUUAAACAGAAGUAUGUGGAUUAUUCCACGAUUUUGCACAGAAUGUCUGAAUUAAUGCCUGAAUUUUACUUUUUAAUAUUCUUUUUUGGUGCAGAUUCAAUAGCUCUUUGGAUAUCUUUUCUUAAAGCCUUCUGUUUCAACUUACUUUUUGCAGCUAGCUUGUACUUUUGAACAACAUCUUUGGCAAGGGAAAAUGCUCGUACUUUAAUAUACAGAUAAACAAUUGAAUGUAAAAUGUCUUUGCCAACUUGUUUUUCCGGUUUAAGUUCAGAAUUAGCAAUUAAAGAAUCAAAUGCUGAUAAAAUGUCUGGGUGUGAUAAUGACCUGAACAAAAUUGUAUUAACAUCUACCUUAUUUUCAUUAAUGGAUGUAGUUAAAUCUCUAAAUAUGUUUUCAGUUUUAAAUAUAAUCACCUGGGCAUUUGCAUUUAUAGCCCACAAACCACCACGGUUUAAACAUGAAACCAAUUUUUGUUCAUCAACGUCUGUAGUACGAGCAGCUUCAAGAACAGAAAUUGCUUGCUGAUAUUCUGGCGAUUUCCACUUUGGGCUGUUUUUCAAUUUCUUGUGUAAGUUGUGAAAAACAUAACCACCACGGUAUUGUCCCCCAGAUCGUUCUCUUUCCGACAGGAUAGUAUUUGUAGUGCUAGUUAUAUCCCUGGACCGUCCAGAUGGGUCGACAUCAACCGAGUUCUUGUCUUUCUUUGCAAGAAAUAACAUGUGAUCAGCAACUUUAGUGGCAAGGAAUGUUGCUGUCUUUUCAGCAAGUCCUGGAAAAUAUCUUGUAGCCUUGGGUGGUACCUCACUAAAAUACUGUGUAUAAAAUUUCUCCACGUUUCCCUUUUUCUGAUAUUCUCUGUAAAGCUUUUGCAUCAUUUUCAUUUCACAAGUAUCUUCCCCAAGAACCAGACAGUAUGAUGCAAGUUCAUCUCGUGCUGUCUUUGGAUAACAGGCAUUUUUGCUCAGUUUUAAUGCAGUCUCUUCAACAAUCUGGGAAAGAAGGUGAGUUGUUAAGUCAUCUUGGCAAAUACUGCCACUGCCGUUGGUUGCAUGAUCAUGCUUUGCAUUGGUGUGCCUUUUUAAACCAGAUUUGCUUUUGAAUUUCUUGCCACACAUCUUGCAAAUAAAGUGCCCAGUUUCAACCUAUAAAUAAAAGAGACAAUAUAUGUUUCUCCUAUAUUUAUUCAUUAUAGAAAUAGAUCAAAUGUGGGAUAAAUAUACACGGCGUUCAAUAUAUGCAUGAUCAAAAAUUUCAAUAUUAAGUAUUUAAUUCAGAUUUCUGCACAAUUUGAUUGAACUGAGCAAAUUGCGGCGUUGUAACUGACGUUAAACACUCGUUUACAGUAAAGUUGUUUCAUUUUGUUGCCAAUGAUAAAUUAAUUGGCGAAAACCUCUUCUAUCAAGUCAGGAACAAGAGCAAAAAUAAUAAAAUAUGUUCAUAUCCUCACUUUUAUAUAAAAUCGUCAGUAUCAAAACAACCUAAAAUUCACUAUAUGAAUAGAAUUUCUGUCUUUUUAAUUAUUGUGACAGUGUACUUACAUCGGCAAUAGCUUGUUCAAAUUCUUCCUGAACGUUUUCAUUUUCUUCUAAAAUAUUUAAUACUUCAUCAAAAUCAUCGCCAGAUACGACAAAAUUGUCCUCCGUCAAGGCCGCCAUCUUGUUUUGGUGUGCACGGUGAUAUUCACGUGACCGACUUUUCAACAUCGGUUGCCAAGCGCACGAAUCGUCUUUGAAGUUUACCGCGUUUCCUAACCAUGUUCCUAUAUGAAUUCUGUCGGGAAGUUUGUUGCGGGGGUCUGGAAAAUUACAUGAGCUUUUAUGAUCACAUGACAAAUAUUAAAUCAGAUGGAUUUAAUCAAAACCUUGGGUCAUUCCCGAAAAGAUCCAUACCACCCCCACGGAGGAAAUAGGAAGUUAACCCCCCUACCCCCUUUGGAUGUCCUAGUACAUUUACUAUUAUCCUAAACAAUUUUAUCUCCCCUCCCCCUUCGGAUGGCAGAAAUUUCCUCUGUGGGGGGAGUAUGGAUCUUUUCGGGAACGACCCAUUAUAAAAUAAACAACAAAUGUAAAUCACAUUAUAGAAUAUAUUAAUACAAUUAUACAGAAAGCUACAACAUAUACAUCUACAAAUCAGCAUAUAUCAACACUAUGUUGUUAUUAUUUAAAGUUGCACCUCUCACAUUAUUCUGGGUUAGAUAUAAUAUGCUAAUUUGUAUAUAGUAUUAUUUUUACCUAACAUCAUAACCUAUGUAAACCAUUGUAUUUCAUUAAAAAAACAAGAUAUCAGUUGAUAUCCACAUCGUUAUAUUUGUGUUGUAUGUGUAUGCAAUGAUUUUUGCCUGCAGAUUGAUUGAGACAAGAAAAUAAAAAGCUGAAUGUGCAAAUAAUUAGUUCUGGCAAAAUGUGUUGCUUUGAAUCCUUUGUCUGUAGCUCAACAAUAAAUGCAUGCA
Messenger RNA from Paramuricea clavata, 3353 nucleotides. NCBI's taxonomy places the organism in Eukaryota, Metazoa, Cnidaria, Anthozoa, Malacalcyonacea, Plexauridae. The record is from the annotation of a GenBank genome assembly.